CUCGGUGGCGCCAUGCGGGGCGGGCGGUGCUGGCUGCUGCUGGCAGCGUUGGGUUGGCUGCUGGCGGCUGGGGCCGCGGCCAGCGGCGAGUACUGCCACGGCUGGCUGGACGGGCAGGGCGGCUGGCGGGACGGCUUCCAGUGCCCCGAGCGCUUCGACGGCGGCGACGCCACAAUCUGCUGUGGCAGUUGUGCCCUCCGCUACUGCUGCUCUAGCGCCGAGGCGCGUCUCGACCAGGGAGCCUGCGACAACGACCGGCGGCAGGGCGGCGGCGAAUCGGGCCGCCCCGGCAAGGACGGCCCCGACGGCGCGGCAGUGCCCAUCUACGUGCCAUUCCUUAUUGUUGGAUCUGUAUUUGUCGCCUUCAUCAUCCUGGGGUCGCUGGUGGCAGCUUGCUGCUGCAGAUGCCUGCGGCCCAAGCAGGAGCCCCAGCAGAGCCGAGCCCCUGGGGGCACCCGUCUGAUGGAGACCAUCCCCAUGAUCCCAAGUGCCAGCACCUCCCGGGGCUCCUCCUCCCGCCAGUCAAGCACUGCUGCCAGCUCCAGCUCCAGUGCCAACUCAGGGGCCAGAGCCCCACCAACCAGGUCCCAGACCAACUGCUGCUUGCCGGAAGGGACCAUGAAUAAUGUCUAUGUCAACAUGCCAACAAACUUCUCGGUGCUGAACUGCCAGCAGGCCACCCAGAUCGUGCCACACCAGGGGCAGUUCCUGCACCCUCAGUACGUGGGCUACGCCGUGCAGCAUGACUCGAUGCCGCUGACCCCAGUGCCCCCCUUCCUCGACAGUCUGCAGGGUGGCUACAGGCAGAUCCAGUCUCCCUACCCGCACACCAGCAGUGAACAGAAGAUGUACCCAGCUGUGACUGUGUAGCGCUGGCGCCUUCCUUCCCCUCCCCACCCAGCAGAUUCUUAGUAUCAAAACUGAACAGAUGAGAAAUACUUCCUCGGAAUGAAGCUCCCAGAGAACAUCACUUGUAAAUAAUUCUGCGAGGCUCAUGCAUGUCAGACAGUGUUUAUAAACCAUUUAUUUCCACCGGGGUCCGUGGCCAGAAACAUCAGGAUGAUCUCUCUGCAUUAACGCUGCCAGAUACACUCUCAUUCCAGCACAUGAUUUACGGCGGCGAGGGAUGGCGCUGGCAGUGCAGACGUACUGCAGAUCACUGGACUUGCGAGACAGAUGCUGGAGCCAUCAAGUGCCCUUCAGGUAUGACAUGGUCAGAAGUAUUUGCCUGAUUAAUUUGUAGGAAGAGUUUUGUUACACUACAAGAGUACAGUGCUUAAGACACCUCUUUUCUCCUCUCCCAGCUCCUUAAAGACAUUUCCUGUUGCUUUACAGACAAUCACAACUGAGAGCCGAACGGUGCAGUCCCUGCCUGCCGGGUGCUGGUACCAGCCCCUAGGGCUUCUUAUGCACCCCUGGCUUGGGGUGGAAGGCCGCAAAAGGCUUAGUCUUGCAAAGACCAAUUUUCCUUGUCCCUGGUAUUUAUGUAGGAAUUAGAAGAGUUAAUUAUUUGUCUCUUUCCUCCAGUGCACUUGAAACCCAUCCUGGUUUGGUUUUACCUCAAGAUCAGGACCCGGAAGUGGUUUGUACAGGAUUUGUGAACUUUAUACUGAAAACAGGGUACGAGGUGCUUGCUCUUCCUGAUGCUCAGCAGAGCUUUUGGUACAGCUCACAAAUCUGAGCUGGAGCUGCCUUUGCAGAGAAAGGUCACACUGUGACUCCAAACAUGCCUGAUUUAACCUCACUUCCCAUGAAACAGUAAACCCGUGUGAAUGUGGAGGGGCUGGCAGAGGUUGGAAACCCAUCCCCUUUUCUUCUUUACCCGUGAGGCAGGGGCCAAGGAAGGCACAGCUGUAUUGAAAAAAUAAGGAAAAAGGCACAACCAAAGGAUGAAGGCGCUCCUGGCUCUCUGUGAUGUCACAGGGGUCAGAGAGGAGGCGCAGGGUUGCGCUGGGGAUGCCUUGCCCUGGAGCUGCUGCCUGUGUCUUGCUUUGCUUUAUCCUGGGAAAAGUACAGCUCCAGGUCGAAGAGGCAGCAGCGUGCUGGGAAUAAUCAGACUGUGCUAACUGUAAUAUAUCACCCUGGAUGCAACAAACUAUUUAAGGCUGGUUUUGUCUCUGAAAGAAAUGUAGUCUCUGCAUUUCCAUCCAUGUGUUCUUCAGCCAGAACACCACGACAGAGGACUGAGGGCAUAUACCAAAACCGGGCAAUUGCUGUAACCGGACCAGAGCUGAUGAAAGGCUUCUUAUUGUCUGAUACUGUAUCAGUAUGUAGCAAUAACUGUGUUACUACGAUUUUUUGUAUGUCUGUUUCUAAAGUACACAUCCGUGUGUUGCCAAAUCCAAUGGUUUACUUGUAAACAUGCCACACACAGGCAGGCUGCAGUGGGCAGAAAUGGUUUGACCACUGAGGUAGGAAGAUGAAUAGGCAAUUUAUCCCAGAUCUGCUGCUCCUGGCUGUGAUCGCUCCGUUGGUGUGCAGGACCUGGACAGAAAGAUUGGCUUGUGAGAGCCAGCUGCCCCUCCAGCCAGGCUGGGCGACUUUGGCAAGGCAGUGACUGGCUGCUGGAGGUGUUGGGAGACUUCUCUGCUCUGCCUCCACAGCUCAGUGCUCAGGGCAUCUUCAAAGUCAGUAGGUGCACCUGAGCUGGGUGUUGCUAGGCUUUUGAAAGGACCCAAUGGGCCCUCGGAUUUUGUGGGGAUUUAGGUUUCUACCUGCUGACAUUGCAGCUUAGUCACGCUGACCAAAGCUGAGUUGGCUUUGGGUGUAGGGGCUUAGAAAAGGCUUUGGCAGGAGAUGGCAGGAUGUGCUUGGCCUCAGGUGAGACCUGGUCUGUUACUGUGUGGCCAGCCAACAAGCCCAUCCAUGUAUUGAUGGUCUUCCCCAGCUGUGAACUAAGUCAGCUCCCACCCGCUGCUCCUCUUCCGCCAGCGCACACUGCCUGCCUUGCUCACGCCUAGGCAAGGACACUUCCUCUGACCUAUGAAAUUCAGGUGAAGCUCUUUGUAUAUUGUUUACUUGUUUAAAAUAAUAAUAACGAAAGAAUAAGUUAAAUUUAAGUCUGUAGAAAUUAAUUUACAGAGAAACCUGAGCUGUAAUAAAAGGAAGCUUGUGAGACGUGGUGGGGGUUUUUAAAUGUUGUGUACAAUAAUGUAAAACCAAUGUUACCAUUUGAUAUAGCUUUUUGA
Messenger RNA from Dryobates pubescens (Downy woodpecker), 3188 nucleotides. RefSeq names its product shisa family member 2 (gene SHISA2). NCBI's taxonomy places the organism in Eukaryota, Metazoa, Chordata, Aves, Piciformes, Picidae. Gene Ontology annotation, cellular component: endoplasmic reticulum. The transcript is spliced from 2 exons. The record is from RefSeq and is a predicted model, not a curated record. Bases 13 to 870 code for a protein of 285 amino acids. Gene Ontology annotation, biological process: negative regulation of fibroblast growth factor receptor signaling pathway; negative regulation of Wnt signaling pathway.